Messenger RNA from Manduca sexta (tobacco hornworm), 6357 nucleotides. RefSeq names its product BAI1-associated protein 3 (gene unc-13-4A). NCBI's taxonomy places the organism in Eukaryota, Metazoa, Arthropoda, Insecta, Lepidoptera, Sphingidae. The transcript has 25 exons. The record is from RefSeq and is a predicted model, not a curated record. The coding region runs from base 572 to 4339 and encodes 1255 amino acids.
GUCUGUAGGAAUUGAUAAAAUCGAUAAGGAAAUAUAAACAGAUGUUGGUGAUUAAAAGGUUGCAGAUCACCUGUCGCGUACACGAUCAACAGGAAGGGGAUCCGGGCGAGGCUCGGAGGACGGAGGACGGAGCAGGGAGCACGCAGCCUGCGAGGACGCCUCACGCCGGCCGCCAGUCGCCGCCCAGCCGCCCUUCGCGACCGCCGUCGCCUACGAGCGCAAUUCGCAGCCCUGUGCCCGCCACACUGCACAAUUUAUGUCCGGUCACGAUCUGAUAUUCAUGUUUUGAGUAUUUUACUGUGAAGACGUUUCGCACGCUAGCAGCGUUGCCAAAUAACUUAAUGUUAUCUUAGAACUGGGGACGUCGAAGUUUACUGAGUGCCAACAGAUAGAAAAGGAUUCUCUUGAACCCUUUUAACGUAUUCCGCUGAAGGCGAGGUACUAAAGAUAUGAUGUACGAUACCUAAUAAGUGUGUAAGUGUCUCAUACAAUGGUUGUACAUUAAGAGAAGCUCGUUUAUACUGAGUGAUAGUAACAAAUGUGCGGCGAGUGGCUGUAAGUGCAGUGAGCCAUGAGUUUCCUGACGUCGCUGGGUCAGUACGUGGCGGGUGUGGCGGACAGCGUGGCCGGGCUGGCGCUGUCGCCACGCCGCGCCCCACCCUCGCGCCAUCGCUCCGCGGAAGAAACGCAAGCGAAGCAGCCGCAACCAUCCACAGCCACUAUGAGAGGUUUCCCACGUGUGUUGCCGACCGAAGGAGCAUCGGCGUUAAGCGCUCGCCGUCGUACUUUGGACUGCCUGGCUCCUGCACCACCGCCACGUCGAGGAGGCUCACUCCGGGUUCCAAGGAACCAACCACCGCCAGAGAAACCCACCAUGGCGUUCUGCAAGCGACGUUUGUCCUGGCCCGAAGUGGACAACUCAGUGAAUUCUGGGGUACAAGAGACGGACGGUUCGUACUUCGAGAGUUUUACGGCAUUGUCAUGGCGACAAGAGAACAGACGAUUAGCUGCAUUGAGGCUAGCCGAGGCGAGAGCGGAGCGGCCGCCGCCGGCGCCGCACGAUCUGGGCCUGCCCAGCGUCCCAGCGCAACUCUCGCACAAAGAACACGAACAUUUGUAUACAGAGGUGCUGUAUUGUAUCGAGAAUGCAGUCGGAGCUCCAGCACCGGACGGGCAAUUCGCAUCCUUUAAAGAUGAGGUGAUAGAAUACGCGCGCCGAGCGUUCAGGAUAUCGCCUGAGGUGCACGCGCGUGCGGUGCGCGCGGCUGGCAGCGAGCGGCCCCCCACCGUGGUCCUCGGAUGUGCCGUCAUCGAAGCUGAUGGACUCGAAGCGAAGGAUGCUAAUGGCUUUAGCGAUCCCUACUGCAUGCUGGGCAUACAGCCGGCAUCUCUACCAGCCUCUCCGCGGGCUUCAGAGGACGAAGGUCGCAAGCACGGUUUUCGCCUGAGUUUUAAACGUCGUGAUGGUCGACAACAGCGAGACAGCCUCGGCAGACUGCCGGCCCGGUACAUACGGGCCACCAGCGUCCGCCAACACACCCUCUCACCCAAGUGGAACGAAACAUUUAAGUUUGAUAUCGACGACAUAUCAUCGGAUGUUCUGCACCUAGACAUCUGGGACCACGAUGAUGAGAGCUCAGUGCUGGACGCGGUGUCCCGCCUUAAUGAGGUGCGCGGAGUACGCGGUCUUGGCAGAUUUUUCAAGCAAGUCUGCCAGAGUGCAAGGCAAGGCAGCCAGGAUGACUUUCUUGGUUGCGUUAACAUCCCACUGCGUGAGAUUCCUUCAACUGGUGUAGAAGCCUGGUAUAAGCUGGAAGCCCGUUCUCAGCGAUCAUCGGUGCAGGGUCGCAUCCGUCUGCGCCUGUGGCUGUCUGCCAGGGAGGCAGGCCGACAUGACGAUGACAACUGGCAACAGGUUCGUCAACACGAGAGGCUUUUUGGCGUAUUAUUGGCGCAUGAAGUGGAGACGGCGGCGAAUGCAACGGGUGCAGAAGGUGAAGCCAGCGCCGCCUUUGAAGGAGAACUCUGCGGUGCAGCCCAGACCCUGCUGCACCAACACGCCAUACAGGGCGACCUUAGCGCGCUACAGGCUGCUAUUGCACGCUUCGCUGCAGCUUGCAGGCUCAACAGUGACGCCCCGGUUGACCCAAAGUACAUGUACAAACUGCUGACCGAGUUGGAAAGGGCGUGGUGCUCGAGCGAGAUUGACGCAGGCGCGGGCGCAGAGUGCGGCGCCACCGUCUCCCGUGACGAGGAGCGCUGGCUGGCCGACUGUUUUGGCGAGCUGGUCGAACGCGCGCUCCACCAACUACGCCUGCACAGGGACCUCUAUCCUGUUCUACAUCGCCUCAGUCUUAACAAGUUGGAAUAUUUAUUACGUUGUUUGAGCCAACUAUCUCAAAUGAAAGCAUUUUGGCGCUGCUGUCCAUUCAACAAAGAAAUCAGGAGUGAAAUAGUGGGCGCCCUACGUAAAGGUACAUCGGAGUGGUACGAAGCUCUUUGUGCUCAAGACACUGAAUCGGAACGGGGCGAAGAUCUCGUCAACUUGAUCACGCUUGUGCAAAUUGAUCUGCAGCAGGGACUCACAUACUAUCAUCCGCUGUUUGAAACAACGAAUAAUGUGCCGUACUUCAGCGUCGUUUUCACACAGAUCGAUAAAAUGGUAUCUGAAGAUAUUAGGCAAUGCGUAGAACAUUGGGUAGCUGAAGGCUGGUGCGGAGUUGCCGAAGAAGAAAUCUAUGACGAACAAGGCAAUGGAGUAAUAUGCGUGGUAUCGGCAAAAACACUCCCAUUUGAGCUACUAGCGGCGGUUCGGGAGCUGUGCGCUGCCGCUGCGCCCGCGCCGCACCCGCACUCCCCGCACGACCCACCCUCGCAGUUGCUUCAAGCUUACAUGUGGUUCGAGCCGCUUAUUGAUCGAUGGCUCGCCGUUACCAAAACUAUGGCGCUGCAGAGAGUGCGCGCCUCCGUCGAACUCGACCGUCCCGUAGAGGGAGAACAUCUCGUGAAACAUAGCACUUCAUCAGUGGACACGGCGGCUUGCCUAUACCACAUGCGACUGGUGUGGCGCGCGAUCGGCGGCGCAGAGGAGGGCACGGCGGGUGGGUCCCUGCGACUCCUGGAGGCGGCCUGCGCCACCGCCCUGCACUACGCGGACCUCGUGCACGGCGCACUAGCUGACCAGGGAUAUUAUGAGAACCACGGUCAAAACAAAACAACGGAAGAAAUAUGUACGAUCGUUAACAAUCUUGAGUACGUCCGCCGCUCGUUAUCCGAAUACGACGAUGAACACAUUGCAAAUGACGACAAUGCUCGUCAACUAGUGCGCGGUGCCCUGGGCACGUUGGAUGCCCGUGCUUGCCGCGCCGCGUUGCCGCUCGCCGCCCGCUCGCGACCACCUCUCCGCAAGGCCGUGUUCCAUCUAGCCUGGUCACCUGACACGCUGCCCACUGCACAAGCGAUAACACCACUGCUGGAAUUCCUGGAUCAACAUCUGUCUUCGCUUAACACUUGGUUGCUUCCGCGUGCGUUUAUUCGCGCUCUGGCGGGCUGCUGGAGUGCUGUCCUUAAAGAAGUAUCAUCGCAAGCUGAUGCAGGCGGCGCAGAAAGACCAAGAGUUUAUCAUCACAGGCUAAGGGAAGCACUUGAUCUACUAGCAGAAUUCUUCCAUGCGGAAGGCAAAGGUUUACCAAUGUCGGAAGUACACAGUGUCGAAUGGUCCCGCGUUGAACAAAGGAUGCAAUACCACCAGGCUCCGACAGAGGAGUUAUUAGAACUCUGGCUAGCAGAUAGACUGGCAGAACAAACGCGCACUCAGUUGCCAUCGCCGUAUGGAUCUAUCCUUGUAAGGGUGUAUUUCAACCACGAUUCGCUGUGUGUGGAGGUGUUGUCUGCCCGCGACGUGAUACCUCUAGAUCCGAACGGGUUGAGUGAUCCCUUCGUUGUGCUUGAGCUGUUGCCAAAACGACUCUUCCCGAAAACACACGAACAAAGCACUAAUGUGCAAAAGAAAACUCUAAACCCGGUGUGGGACGAGUGCUUCGAGUUCGCGGUGUCGCUGGAGUCGUGCCGGUCGGCCCAGGCGGCGCUGUCGCUGUCGGUGUGGGACCGCGACGUGCUGACGGCGGACGACUUCGCGGGCGAGGCGUUCGUCUCGCUGACGCGCGUGCCCGGUGUCAACAGUCACGCGCCCCCCGACCCGCUGCGGCCCAUCGAGCUGCCGCUCAUGCAGCUACAUGACCGAAGUCAUCCCAUUCUACAAAUAUUGGAGUCGCGCACUACAGAUAAACUGGCCAUGGAUUUCAUCAAAAAACAAAAACUCAGAUUCGCUGAACAGUAAAAAAAUAUUAUGAUUUUUGAAAUAGUCAUUAUAAACUUCUGUUUUCUAUUAUGUUUCAUUGUUUCUAUUUACGCACAACGUCCACUAAAAUGUCGACAAUAUUAUAAAGAUAUUUUCGAAAAAGAGUAUAAUAUUUUUAAAGUCUAAAUUUAAUUAUUAUGCGAAUUGUCUAUUUAUUAUAAAUUGUUAAGAUGUAACAACACAUCAGUAUUAAUGUGUAAAAUAUACUACAAAGACUGUGUAAUUCUUCUACUCAUGAGAGAUAUAUAUACAUGGAAAUAUGUAUUUGUGUAUGUGGUCUUUAAAUGCAUUUUAUAUGUGUAUCUAGAUAGUACGCACCCUCGGAGCUUAUGUCCCUAGCUAUUAGUCUCUAUUAGAAGUUCCCGACCAAGUACUUUAAGACUCGUUGCUAUUAUUUCGUCUUACAUAUUAUAUAUAUUAUAUUGUCUAAACAUUAUACAUACCUAUAGAGUACACAUAUUGCGAAAAUAAAAUAACUUUAUAUAUGAACUAUUAAUAUCAGUUUUGUAUUAUUGUUUUAUAUAAUAUUUCCGCAUUAAAUUUUUCGACGCAUUGUUUUAUUGCACAAAACUAUCAAAUCUGUCGAGCCUAAAUAGAUUAUCGAGCAAAUAAAAUUAUUUUAUAUCCUGCACUUCAUGAGCUUGCUUACCGACAUAUUCCUAUGGAUAAAAAAACACGGUAUUUUUCUAUUAGUUUAUAUAUUAUCUUAUUAUAUAAAACAUAUAUCUAUAAGCGUAUAUAACGAGCUUUGGUACUACCGUCAUAUCUUUGUAUUGUAUCACAACACAAUGUCAUGACUGAUUUUCAUGAUUAGGAUGUGUUUUAUAUACGGGAUCCUUCAUCACAAUGUGAACGCUUGCGUAGAUCUCAACUUUUCACCAAUCCUGUCUCAUUAUAGGAACAAAUGUAGAAAUGUACCUUCCGCUGCCGAAAUUCUUUACAGUUUCGCGAAGGACCCCUUUAUUAAUAUAGUUAUUAUACAUAUAUUUUAUAACUUUAUGUGACAAAUGUUCACUGUGUAGGUAUACAAGUCGUAUUGUAUUAUGAUAGAAAUAAAUUGUAUUUCGAUGUUUUGAUUAGUGAUCAAAUAUGCCAUACAAUUGUUUGUGUAACUCUAUCGUAAAUAUAUUACAAUUUAUUUAUAAUAUUGUGCUAGGAAAAGGGGAAAGACAAGCGUAGGCAUUGAAAGAUAUGCUUGUAUUGUAUGUUAUGUCCAUGAAGUUAAAAACAAUCUAGCAUCUUUAUCAGUUUGGCUGUUCGGUGGCCUAGACGGUUUUUCAGUUAAAAUAGUAAUUUGUCACAAGAGUCACUACAUUUUAUUUUAUCAAGAUAUUGUCUAUUACGAUAUAAAACUAUAAUUUUUACAUUAAGCCACUGGUAAAAAAAAUUAUAUAAAUGAGUAUAUCUUCCUGUUAACAUGGCACACGGUUAUUACGUAAAGCAUAAAAUAUAACAUCUGAAUAUAAUGAAUGUAUAUUACAUAUUACAGACUGCAUGCUUGUAUCAACCGCAUACAUAAUUUAUUAUAUUAUCCACAAUGUCUUCUUUAUAAAAUGGUAUAUUAAUGUUUAUUAAAUAAAUGAACUAAACCAUAUCCAAUUUUGAAUCCGAUCAUAUCACAUUGAGCUGUAUGCACAGACGUAUUUAUACAUAUUUUGUAUAUUACUAUCCUGUCUAAGAAUUAAAACUAUUACGAAAUUUUAUAAAACGAAAUGUAUUCGAACAUACAUUGAUUCAAAGUCGAGAAAUCUUUUACCCAGGUAUUAACAUAUAAUCAAAAAUCCUUCAUAUCAAAAAAUAUUCUUUGGCAAACUAGACCAUUCCAAAAGUCAAUUAUUUAAAAAUAGGCUAUUCAGAUAAAAUUAUUUUACAUUCGAUAUAACAAAGUAGAUAUUUUAGAACAUAUUGCUAAUGUGGCAGGUACUGCUAUGAUUUUUUUAAAAAUAAAAUCCAUUUACAAAUUGUAAUUUUUGUAUAAAGGAGAAUGCCCAUUUUUG